AUGAACACCCCCGAUAGCGAAACCGACUAUCCCACGGACAAUAUCCUCUCGAGCACAGGGUCUGACGAACGCUGCGGCGACGACGAUAUCUGCGGCGAAGGUGACUUCUGCGGUAACGACUCCGACUCCGAUCACGGUCACACUCACACCACCUACAUCAAGAUCAAGUCCAAAAACGGCGCAUCUAGCCGGGUGAAGCCGCCCACCGUCUCUGUCAAACAUCGUUCGCCUCAUUCCAGAGUAAAGCGCCGUGAUUAUACCAGUGACCGCGAGUUCACCGUCUGCUUCCUCAUGAUCCUGGUCAUUCUGGCACUCUUGUUUCCUGAGGGAACAUCUGUUUCCUUCAAGGUUAUGGGCUUCGUACUGGCCGAGAUUACAUCAAUUCUGUUCGAGGGAAAAAUUCUCCGAAUGGGAGAAAAGGAGCAGGAGACAAAGAACAAGGGUGUCGAAGGAAAGGAGAUGAAAUGA
Messenger RNA from Alternaria triticimaculans, 468 nucleotides. RefSeq lists its product as uncharacterized. Bases 1 to 468 code for a protein of 155 amino acids. The transcript has 2 exons. Lineage: Eukaryota; Fungi; Ascomycota; Dothideomycetes; Pleosporales; Pleosporaceae. The record is from RefSeq and is a predicted model, not a curated record.